AUGCUAUCCGGUGACAUCCACCAGUGUCCCGGUCUGAUCAACAGCCCAACAAAGGAUCAAGCCCUCGUCACAACCGCGAACAGCAGGAGCACCCCCGUUAACCUACAGGUACGAUCACUAUGUCUACACCACACAUCUGAGCAACAAACUCACCUGACUUUCUUCAUCCCUCCGGCGAACGCUGUGGCGGCGCCGACAACCGUGACGAGCGCGGCGACGGGCUGGACGGAGUCUUCAGGGACCACCGGGCAUGGCGUCCUCACCUGGGACCACGAAAGGUGUGUGCUAGCUCCGCUUCGGAGACCUCCAACAUCAGGGAAACGCGCUAGUGGAGCUACCUACGAGGAUUCCCACGGACGGAGGCCCCAGCUGAGGUCGUCAUCUGUUUCAGAUGCGCCAGUCAACAUCCAAAUGUAUGCGGAUGACACAGUCCUGUUUGUUCAAGGAUCCUCCAAAAACGAAGUUGCCAUCAAACUUACAGAUGCUAUGAUUAAAGUCACCAAAUGGUUGAGUCAGUGCUGCCUUCAACUAAACGUGUCCAAAACAGUUGGCAUGUACUUCACCAAAAGUGUCAACUCCACCACAAACCCUGACAUAUUUAGUCUACAGGAGCUGGUGGAGGAGAACCUGCUGCAGACCCUCCCCUCCUCCCCGUCCUCCCCCGCCUCCCCUCUGUCCCGUCAGCGUUGGCCUCACCCGCGUCACCCCGGGGUGUUGCCUCAGCCCGAGCCCCUCGAGGACCCCGCUCCCUUCAUCCUGGACAUAAGGAACUUCCCCGAGCUCGCCAACGCAGACAUGAGCUCCCAGAACCCCAACAUCCAGGUCACGAUCGAGGUGGUGGACGACACGCAGCCGCAGACGGAGGUGGAGAUGGAUUUAGCCAAAGAAUCUCAAAGAAACGACUGGUCCGUCUCUUCGUCCGAAUGGGCCAAUAGUCACAAGAAACUGUUCUGGCCCCUGUUUUGGGAGUACCCCGAUCGCCACGACAACAGGCUGGACGGGUGGGACAGUGCGGAGGAGCAGGACCUGACCUUUGACCCCGAAGAGCCAGCGCUGAGUGGAAUCGGAGGAGACUGGGGCAGCAACUGGAACAAAGAGUGGAGAGAGAACUAUGAGUAUGAGGAGUGGAGUGAGUGGGCUCCCUGCAGUGUGAGCUGUGGACAGGGCUCUCAGAAGAGGACGAGGUCAUGUGGUUACGCCUGUGUGGCCACAGAGUCCAGGACCUGUGAGCUGAGGAGCUGUGCAGUCACCGUGACGCCAGCGACUGAAACGACGCCGCUUCAACCGACCAACAGCAGCGAGUCCCUGGACACAAACGUCGACAGCUGCGAGAAGUGGCUAAGCUGCAAGAACGACUUCCUCCAAAAAUACCUCCACCAAGUCCUCACCGAAUUACCCAGCUGCCCCUGCUCCUACCCGUCUGAAGCCGUGUACAGCGCCGUCAAUAUCCAAGACCCCAAACUACGCAAAACGUAUCGAUGGAGAGACGCCAGUGGCCCCAAGGAGCGCCUGGACAUCUACAAACCGUCGGCUCGAUUCUGCAUCCGCUCAAUGCUCUCUUACGACAGCACGACGUUAGCCGCGCAACACUGCUGCUACGACGAACAAAUGAGGCUAAUCACGAGGGGGAAAGGGGCGGGGUCACCGAAUUUGAUAAGUACGGAGUUUUCGCCGGAGUUGAAUUAUAAAGUCGACGUCCUGCCGUGGAUUCUGUGCAAAGGAGACUGGAGUCGGUUUCAUUUGGUGCGACCUCCCAACAACGGGCUGGAGUGCGGCGCGAACCCCGACGAAGACGUGUUCCAGAUCGAGUUACAGGAAGCGAGGGAAUAUUGA
This is a messenger RNA of Periophthalmus magnuspinnatus, 1833 nucleotides long. RefSeq names its product isthmin-2. NCBI's taxonomy places the organism in Eukaryota, Metazoa, Chordata, Actinopteri, Gobiiformes, Gobiidae. The transcript has 7 exons. The record is from RefSeq and is a predicted model, not a curated record. Bases 1 to 1833 code for a protein of 610 amino acids.